AUGGGUGGAUUAACAGGAUGCAAUGACCCAGUCAAGUCAAUAAGAGACUAUACUAAGCAGGCCGAAAUAAGGAAGUCGUGGCCUUCAAAAAUCAGAUCCGAAAACGCAACGAUUUCCUUCGACAAUAAUGACCUAGAAGGUUUGGAUCUGCCUCACAACGAUCCCCUGGUCGUCGAACUAUUGAUCAGCGAAAGCGAGGUCACAAAAAUUUUGAUCGACACCGGAAGUUCGGUAAACGUGAUCUUCAGGAACGUCCUGGCACAAAUGGAGAUCGGAGAGAGUGAUGUCAAGCCAGAAUGCCAUUCUUUGACCGGUUUUGAUGGGGAUCAUAUCAUGUCAGUCGGCACCAUCGAUCUGCCAAUUUUCAUGGGAAGCAUGAUCAGGUAUUUCAGGUUCGCCGUCAUCGACAUGCCGACUAUCUACAACGUAAUCCUUGGGACCUCGUGGAUCCAUGAGAUGAAAGCAGUACCAUCGACGUAUCAUCAGUGCGUCAAAUUCCCAACCCCGAAAGGUAUAUAUACGCUGCGCGGAAACCAACAGAGUGCAAGAGCCUGCUUCCUGAUCGAACACAGGAUUCGCACAGGAAAGAAGUUAUAG
Camelina sativa (false flax) is the source of this 597-nucleotide messenger RNA. Lineage: Eukaryota; Viridiplantae; Streptophyta; Magnoliopsida; Brassicales; Brassicaceae. The record is from RefSeq and is a predicted model, not a curated record.